Acaulospora morrowiae is the source of this 1350-nucleotide messenger RNA. Lineage: Eukaryota; Fungi; Glomeromycota; Glomeromycetes; Diversisporales; Acaulosporaceae. The record is from the annotation of a GenBank genome assembly.
AUGUCUUUGAAUUCUAGCGUCAAACCUCUAGAACUCGCCAAAUCGGAAAUAGAUUCUGAAUUUGGCAUCAAAUUUCAAAAACUCAUUAAAGAGAAGAUGUCUUCAUCUACCAAUCAACAAUUGUUGGCAUUUACAUUGAUUCCGAUAGUUCUUGGUGCAUAUUAUGUCGGAAUUUCCUCUCUGGUUUCAAUUUUCGGUCCACCUUAUGCAUUCCACAAACUCUCCUCCUCAAUCGUCGUUGUUCCAUUGUGCCUCUUCGUUAUCGCGUACGGUACUACCUGGAUGUUUUACUUACUCUUUGCCCAACACGACAGGGAAUUUUUUCUUCCUUACGAACCCCAAAGAAUCAUAAAGUUCAACCUCUUGUUUUUUAAUAUGUUACUGGGUUUAAGGAUUCAUAUUUCGUUGUUCUCGGAAUAUGUGUACUUGAAUCUUUUUGUUUUGGGCAAAGAAAUCAAAUAUGUCGCAAAGAAGGACAUCCCUUACGGAAGCAGAGUAAUGACGAAUAAAAUCGACGUGUAUAUGCCAGAGACCUCUACGAAAUCGGUUAAAGCUGCUCGUCACCCCGUAAUCGUGUUCAUCUACGGAGGUGCCUGGAGUUCGGGUAAUAAGUUAACGUACACCCUUCUUGCAUUGCGAUUAACACAACUGGGUUACGUGGUGGUGGUGCCAAAUUACACUCUGUAUCCCAAAACAAAAAUUGAAGGAAUGUUAUCGGACAUCAAACGUGCCUUAUGUUGGACGAAACAAAACAUCAGCGAUUUUGGUGGAGAUCCAAACAACAUUUAUGGAAUGGGUCACUCGGCAGGUGCCCAUAUGCUGGCUUUGCUGACGGCUAACGAUGCGAUUUAUAAAUUACGUAACAACGAGGAAAAAGCGGAUCCCACGCUGCAAGACAUCGAUCCCGAAUGGACAUUACCUAAAAUUUCUGGGUUGAUUUUAAUGUCAGGCGUUUAUGAUAUACCAAAACAUUACAAAUUUGAAGCUCAUAAAGCAGUCGAAGAAAUUUCUGCAAUGAGGAGAGCCAUGGGUUGGUCAAAAGAAUCACUUGUUAGAAAUUCACCUAAAUUGUUGAUCCAGAAUUUAGUUGAGAGCAAAGAAGUCGAUGUGUGCCAACUAAAAAAUUUGAUGCCUCAAAAGAUUUUGAUUAUACACGGGGAACUGGACACAAUGGUUCCAGUACAGGCGUCUAUCGAAUUUGGUUCAGUCCUGAAAGACCUAUCAAUUGAAAAUUUGAAUAUCAAGAUCUACCCAGACAUGGCACAUUCGGAGCCUGUCACUAACUUCAUGAAGAAGUUAAAAUUUACUACCGCAUUGUCAUCCGAUCUAACUGAUUUUAUCGCAUCUUGA